GAAUAUUGCCUUCCAUUGUCCCGCAAGCGCCGCGCAACGGCGCUCCUCCGUCACGAAGCACAGGAGCGCGCGCGCGAGGAUACUCUGCCGUCCGCGCGUCGACGAGACGCGUCGACGUCCCCGCGAUGUCACGAACAGCUCGAUACAGGAAGUCGUAGUGAGGAUAUCGAGAAUCAUCGCUCGGGUGCAUUCAGUCGGAGCAUUUUCUCGAGAUAAGUCGAGGGGUAGGGGGACCCUGCCGCGCGAUCGUCUCGCACGGCCGUCUAUGUGAAACGACGCGCUCCGUGGCGUCGCGGCGUGUUGCUGUGCGUCGCGAACGGCGACGGACGGCGGGUUUACAGGGAACGGAACGGAGCGCGUACAGACACGUCGUGGACGCGGAACAGACGGUACAGCCGGUGCACGUACGUGCCGCGCGCGAGUGCUCGCGUGGGAGAGUGCGCGCGCGAGAGAGAGAGAUAGAUAGAUAGAACGAGGCGUUGUUUUCCCGACCGGCUUUCUGGCUGCUGCGCGUUGCGAGGGACGGCGGACGCUCGCAAGACGAGAAGGUUAUACCAUCGCGUCGACGUCGGACACGCGUUGUCAGAGCUGCGUGAAGGGACAAGGGCUGAGCGAGGCGAACUGGAUAAAGAGAGACAGCUGAGUGAGCGCGCGCGCGAUCACCUGUGCGUGCUGCGACAGGCGUAUUGGUUGGUGGACGGUCGGUCGGUCGGUGGUUGGCGCGUGUGCGGUGAACACAGCAGUUGCAUCCCGACGUCGCCCGCCGUGUGCAUGCACGCUCGUUACGAGUGAGGAAAAGAAGAGAGGCAGCAUGGUGGAGUCGCCGGAAGCAGCGGUCGCGUCGGGCUACCGCGCGUAACCGCGAGGAUCCGUCCGCGUAUAUUAUAGCCCCUCUCUUCCCGCUCGGCCCAACGUUCGCCCGUUUGUCAGGGCAUUAACACGAGGGGGACCGUCACGCGUUUCGGAGUAUCACGGAGCAGCAGCAGCAGAAUCGAGAACGUGCGCGACUACGUGUGUACGUGCGUGUGUGUACGUGUGCGCGUCCGGAUAUCAACCCCGCGGUGGUCAUCAACGGUCCCUGCCGCGGGACUGAUCGCGUUCCGCGAUCGGGGGGGUAGAAAAAAAAUAAACAUGGUGGCGGCGUGAGAGCGCCGACGACGAGGGGUCGACGGAUCGAGCGAGACGGACGGAUUGGUCGACGGGGGGAACCGGGAGGGGGUCCCGCGGGCGAGAGAGCGAGAGGAAGCAGCCAGUGAUCGGCUGGCCAGUCAGUGCGUCAGAAGCGACGAAUUCGACCGGCGCUCCCUUUGUCCGCGCUUCGGAAUACCCGAGGAAGAGAAAGAGAGAGAGAACGAGAGACGCCACAGGGCCGAGAGCGAGCGGGACACGGAAUUACGGUGAAUCGCGACGAAUCGAGACACGAUCGUCUCGCAGCCAGCAUUCGAUCGGGUUGAUGCUGACGGGACGAGGACGCGACCGUCGAGGCGCGGCCACUUCGCACCUCGCAUCGAAUACCCCCGGUUCGAUUUUCGUGCGCGCGAACGUAUCGCUGUCCGACACGGCGUCGACGAGGACUUGCUCCUCCUCCUCCCUCGGUACGUCACGCUGCGACGUGCUUAAUCGGCGUGCAACGGUGACGGCGCCACGGUGCCGCAUGGGGUUAUGUUGCCGUCGACGGUGGCUCGCGUGAUUCACUGGAGCCGGUGACGAAGAGAGGAGCAACGGAUUUCCCGACGGCGAGAGAAAACCGAUGGCCGGGCUGUGAGAGAUGCCGGGAAGCGAUCGUUCCUCGAUAGAAGAGAAACGAAAGAGAAAAGGGGAAAACGGAAGAUUGAUCAGGUGGCCGUUGGAGUUCGAAGACUGACAGUGCGCGAUCCGAUAAAUCACAUCCCCGUUACGAUAAAGAAAAGAAGGAGCAGAGUGCGAACCGUGUUUUGUGUCAUCGCCGUUCCGUACGUCGCCGGCUUUCGCGUCGCGAGUGCCGCGUGAGUGCGGGAUCCCGUGUGACCGCAAGUGUUUGUGUUUACGUGAAAAUCGCGGAAUUUGCUCGGAGCAAGGAGCAAUACCUUCGAAAGAGUGUACGAUAUCCAAGGAUAACGGUGUUUGUCAACGACGAAGUUCGCGCGGAUGAAGCGACGGCCACUUGCUCCGUGUCGCCGCGAAGUAGAAUAAUCGAUUGGCAACGAGGAGUAUCGGUGGAUCGAGUUGCCGGGUGACGUGACGCGACACGACACGACACGGCACGACGUGAUUGCCCCUCGGAGAUAUUUUCGGGCGUCGACCCGUAGGAUGGAGCAACAGCAGCAGCCGCGGCAGCAUCGGCGGCGACGACGACGGCAGCAGCGCGGCGACCACGACGGAGUCGUCAAACCCGCGGCGACCCGGUGCCAAUAACCUCCGUCGGCCAGGUCCGGAACUUGGCAAGCCGCGCUUCCACGCACGGCGAGCGACGAUGCGCCCGCGCCCGUCGCGCGCGACGAAUCAUCAAAUUAGAAGACUCGAAAGGGGGCCCGCGCGCGAGCGAGGGGGACGACGCGACCGUCAGUGGCCGGGCCCGAAUCGUCGGUGCCAGCUGACAAUAAUAAUCGGCGAUUCUUGCCGGCGAAUCGACGCGGACGGCUGGUGACGAGAGUGCGGUUCCGUACAGUUCCUCCUCCUCUUCCUCCUGCACCCUCGCUUCUUCGUUCCGCGUUUUCUCCCGCUCGAUCCGGUCGCGAUCAUUCGCGCCGAGGUCGCAUAAUCGGGAGAGAUCAAUCGGAUGAACAGACGAACAAGUGAUCGAUCGUGAUUCGACUCGUCGUCGCGCGAGUGCAUUUUUCUUUUCUCUAGUCCGCUGCGUUUACGUGUGCGAGGAGGAAGCGCGCUUCUCCGGAAGAUUCUACCGACCGAAGGAAUUGAUCGCGCGUACAUCACGUGCGCGAGUCACGCGGGGGCUGACGCAACGGCCGUCGUUGUUUCUUGGGGAACGAUCCUGAAACCGCGCGUUCCCGGAAGUCUGAUGCUCUCGCGGCCCGGUGAUGUUCCUCGACGGUCGUCGCGAGAACGAGACUGAUCUUUCGACGUAGCUUAUUAAAUCGACGUUUGAGAGGGAACGAUCUUGGAGCUUUCAAUCUUGAGGCCGCCGUCGUCUUAACGGAGCAACAUGUUCCUCGUCGGGUUCGAGCUGGUCUCCGAUACGUUGAGCAAGAGUGCGAAAGCCACACGCGCGAAAAUAAACGCACGGAGACGCUGAUCGUGCGUGCACGCGCGCGCGAUCGACGAUCCGAGCUCGCCCGGGUUCUCGAUGAAGUCGCACCUCAACGAGGGUUAAAUAGAGACGGACAUACAGCGAACAAAUGGGCACCAAUGACUAGCUUAGCCCUGUCGGCGGCAAGCAGGAUCGAGAUGCCCCUCUCCAAAUCGAAUCCGUUCGUGCCGGCGAGCGCGAUCUCGACGCAAUCGUACAUCUCGAGCAACGAUAGUGGCAACCACCUGCCACCGAUCGUCAAGGGUACCGGGCUGACCGGCCUGAAGCAGACCGGUGGCGGCGGAGGCGGCGGCGGCGGCGGCGGCGGGGGCGGCGGCGGCGGUGGCGGUGGCGGUGGAGGCGUCGGUAGUGGCGGCGGCGGAAGCAGCGGCGGUGACGACUCGGUGCCUUAUACAGGCUACCAGAGACUGCCGUGGAAAGGCGAGAACUUCGGCCUGAAUCACUGGUCCGUGAGUCACAAUUCCAGCCACAACUCACACUCGCAGCCCAACAGUCAGUCGAGCAGUCCGGUGGUGAGAAACGGCCGCACCGAUGGCAACAGCAACAGCGGUGGUGGACGUGGUGGUGGUGAUAGCGGCGGAAGCGGCGGAGGCGGUGGCAGCGGCAACAGCAACAGCAUCGUCAGCGUCAAACCGAAGACGGCGAUCAUCACGCCGGAGAUGGUGAUGAAGUUGUACAUGAACAAGCUCACGCCGUUCGAGCACCAUGAGAUCUUUAACUACCAGCAGAUCUAUUUUAUAGGCGCGAAUGCGAAGAAACGGCCGGGCAUCAUCGGUCGGCCGCACAACAACGAGUACGACAACGAACAGGGCUCGUACAUCCACGUGCCGCACGACCACGUGGCGUAUCGCUACGAGGUGUUGCGCGUGAUCGGCAAGGGCUCGUUCGGUCAGGUGGUCAAGGCCUACGAUCACAAGACGCACGAGCACGUGGCGCUGAAGAUGGUGCGCAACGAGAAGCGCUUCCACCGCCAGGCACACGAAGAAAUUCGCAUAUUGCGCAAGCUGCGCGAGCAGGAUAAAGACAACACCAUGAACAUCAUCCACAUGUUCGAUUCGUUUACGUUCCGCUGCCACAUGUGCAUCACGUUCGAACUGCUCAGCAUCAACCUGUACGAGCUCAUCAAGAAGAACAACUUCAAGGGCUUUAGCCUGCAGCUCGUGCGCAAGUUCUCGCACUCGUUGCUCCUCUGCCUGGAUGCGCUCUACAAAAACAAAAUCAUACACUGUGACAUGAAGCCAGAAAACGUGCUCCUGAAACAGCAGGGUCGUAGCGGCAUCAAGGUGAUAGAUUUUGGCUCGAGUUGCUACGAGAAUCAACGAGUGUAUACAUAUAUCCAGAGCCGUUUCUAUCGGGCGCCAGAAGUAAUCCUAGGCGCGAGGUACGGCAUGCCGAUCGACAUGUGGAGUCUCGGUUGCAUCCUCGCGGAACUGUUCACCGGUUUGCCGCUGCUGCCGGGCGAGGACGAGGCCGACCAGCUAGCGUGCAUCAUCGAGAUGCUAGGCAUGCCGCCACAGCGGUUGCUGCAGAACUCGAAACGGUCGCGCCAAUUCAUCAGCUCGAAGGGCUACCCGAAGUACUGCACCGCGACGGCGAUGCCGGACGGCACAACAGUGCUAAGCGGGGGUCUCUCGAGACGAGGGAAGCUACGUGGUCCGCCAGGCUCGCAUAAUCUUGAGCGCGCCCUGAAGGACUGCGACGACAUGCUGUUCGUGGACUUUCUCAGGCGUUGCCUGGUGUGGGAGCCAGAGUACCGGAUGACACCAAACAAGGCGCUCAGGCAUCCAUGGCUGCGCCGUCGACUGCCAAAGCCGCCGGGUGACAAGAACGAUACGCUACCGGCGGUGACGUCGGCGCAGCCUGCGACCACUGGCGGUCCCACUCUAAGGACGUCCGCGUCCGGCAGCAGGAGCUCCAGUAAGACCAACAGUUUGCAAAGUAGCAACAACACCGGCGAGGACGUCACCACGAGUAAGACGACGAGUUUGCAAAGAGGGAAUCGCUUAGUGGAGGAGGUAGUGUCCACCAGUCUUUACGCGGGGUACGGUUCGUACUUGAGCGGGUCCCAAGUGCAUGGUGGUGGCGGUGGCGGCACUUGGGGCACAGCGGGAGGACUCAACAGUGGCCAUCAGUCGCUCAAUUCCGUCAGUGGCGGUGGUGGUGGCGGCGGUGGCAGGAGCUCGUCCAGCAAGACCAACAGUCUGCAGACAAGCAACAACACUGGCGAUGAUGUCUCCAGCAAGACGACGAGUGUACAAAGAGGGAAUCGCUUAGUGGAGGACGUAUCCACCAGUCUUUACGCAAGUUACGGCUCGUACUUGAGCGGAUCCCAAGUGCACGGCGGUGGUGGUGGCAGCGGAGGUACAUGGGGCGCGGCAGGUGGACUAAGCAGUGGCCAUCAGUCGCUCAAUUCCGUUAGCGGUAGCAGGAGUUCGGCUAAGAACAACAGCCAGUUGCAGAGCAGUAACAAUGUGACGACGUCCGGCGACGUUCCAACAUGCAAAACGGAUCGCCAACAACAGCAGAGAGAUCGCCCGAGCGAGCUACCGCUGACGAUCUUUGACCAUUAUCCGCUGUCUUACAACUGCUUGUCCGAGUCGCAACUGCAUGCGAGCCAUCGCGCGAACCAGAGCAGCAGCCAUCAGUCGCUUAAUUCCAUCGAUGGUACGACGACUGGCGGAAAGUCGCAACGCGGUCGUCAGACGCAACAGCAGCAGCAGCAACAGCAGCAGCAACAACAACAGCAACAGCACAAUAACAACGGCACGUCGCAUGACAAUUACGGCACGCACGGCUCCUCGAGCACAUCCAGUCGGCUGGUGUUGUCGAUGCACCCGGUGGUACAGGAUAUCCUCGAGGAGCUGAGACGAUAGGUCGAGACGCGGAAUCGCCCUUUUUCCUCUCUACGUUUCAUUCGCCGUCGUCCACGGCGGAUGACGCUGCAAGACGAGCGUUUCGUCUUGCACGUUUAGUUUCACGCAUAUGGAUUAUUUGGGUCUCAUAUGAGAUAGGAAAGAAAAUACACGUAGUCCACACGAGGAUAAAGAAUGCGAUCCGGUGCCGGUCAGCCGACGUGAAACUUGUGGCUGCGGUUCGCUACCUGCCGUUCGUUCGAUUCACGGUGUCUCGACUGACGUUGAGGAGGGUUACUCAAGGUCGAGAGGGUGGAUGACCGCAUCGUGAUCGAUCUCGGAUUCACUGCUGUGAUUCACGCGUUGUUUCCCUACAAUUACUGGUGCAGCUGGUUUCAGUUGUGACGUGAAAUAGUUAUAAUCUGACGAAAAGAGAUAUUUCCUCGCCACAUAGAAUACAGGAAAAGUACACAAAAUUGUGAAGAGGGUUUGAGGUUUUUCCUUGAAAUUCGCGCGACUAUAAUAUUUUAUAGUCGAAUUAUACCGUUGCUUGAGUUUGAAAAAUAUUAUUCUGUGCAAGAACAAUAGAUUCGAAAAUUCGAGACGAAAUCUCGUUUUGAUGAAGAAAAUAACGGUGAAAUUUGAGAAUCAACGGUCAAGAAAAAAAUUGGUUUUCCCGAAUUCGUCGCAUUAUAGCCGUUUUACGCCGUUUUCGAUGUUUCAACGUUACUCCGCGUUGCUUUCUGAGCCGUUCGUUUGUGGAUUCUGUUUCUGCCAUUGUUUUUCGGACUCUAAUAGAUUAACAGGAAUUUUAAUCGACUAAUAGCACGAACUUUAAAUCAUCAAUCUUACGGAGAUACAGAGCAUACGAAGCACUCAUUCAUGCUCGUUCGCUCGACUGUGUUUCAUCCAAUAGAACAUGGAACGAAUAUUUGAAAGAAGGACGUUUUAAAUCUGCAUGACAUAUGAGAAAUAUAACAAAUUAAUGACCAAUCAAUGAGACAAAGAAAUACGGAAACGUAUAUAUUAUUGUCGAAUUUGUUACGUUACAAAAUGCACAAAUCCAUCAAUUUGCAAUUUUAGAGAUACCGGUUGUAUCUUCUAAUUACAUAUUUGUACAAAGCUUAAUCAUAGUGUACAUAAUGUCUAUACUUGUAUAACGUGAAUAGUGUGGAAGAUUGUGAAUAAGGGAUAUAGAUGGUCGAGACUCAAUAGUGGCCUGUUCGAGGGAGGAUGAUUUACUCUUAUUAUUCGCAUGUUGUUUAUCAUCAUAUGAUUGAAUUUUGUAUUUCUCAAUGAGAUAAUGAGCAAUUAUGGUGCGCGUAAAUGCGUUAAAGACUUUACCUAGUAAAUCAUUGCUGCACAGCCUCAUGCAGGACUAUCCCAUUAUGGGAGAUUUUUCUACCAUUUUUUUGUGGUAAUUGUGAUCGAGGUAUCAUAAAAUAGGAUUUUUGAUCACAGCUAACGGGCAUUAAAGCAUCGAUUAAUAAGCUCCAGGAAUACGUUCAACUAGAUGACGCUUACAAACAAAUACAUAAUUUUCCUAUUUUCUAUCGGUACGUUCAAAGGAGAUAAUGUAGAACUUGCAAACUCGCGACGAGAUAAGAUAAGACGGCAAUAUUGAAUCGUAAAUAUAAAUCAGCUGAUAGCUAGUUUAGGGAUGUCGAUCGACUCAUAUUUACAUGAUUCUCGAUUUGCAAAUUAUGAUCGAUGCAGAUUUGUCGUCGAUUAUUUCUCAUAGCCGCGACGCAAGGCAGCAGCGGUCACUCGAGCGGCUUGGGAGGAGGGAUUAUUGUGCCAAGAAAGCCAGGGAAUGUUCAAUAGAGCAGCGCGUAUGUGAUACAGUUAAAUACCUCUGCUGGAUACAUCGACGCGGUGCGUCGCGACGCCACCCUGUCGCCAGCGGUGUAGGUAUAGCGACUCGUUCGAGGUAAGAGGCUUAAUCUAAUAACGAAAAAGCAUGUGCUCGACUGAAUAGCGUAAUCUUGUCCGUAAGGUCGAGCUGAAUCUCGAAGGAUGCGGAAAGAGAUACUUGAUUUUCAUUAAGCUUCAUCAGGCUAUAGACGUCUUCGCGCUGAUCAUAAAGAUACUGUCGUUUGAUCCGGGCGAAAAUAUACGCGAUGUUAUACAUGUUCGUCGUCGGCAUGUUCAAGUACGUUCAUUGCACUCGAUAAAAGUGCGACAGUAUAGCUUGACACACGCGUUCGAACGGGAACGAAUUGCGAAGUUUGCGGAUUUGAUCGGUCGAGUUGAAUCGCUAACGCAUACCACGAAGAAUAUUAUAUAAAUCUAAAAAAAAUAAGCAACGUAUAAACAGGAUACACAUGUAUAGCUUGUAAUUUCUGUCAUUUUUGUUUCUGUAUGAUUCUUGUACAAAUUUGUUACGUUUAAGCAUUCAUUUUCAGUCGAUUGAAUGUGUAAUGAUGAUCGAAAAUUGUCUUUUUUCAUUCAUUCAUGAAUGAAAAAACGGUUUUUAUGUUUUUCUGACGAUGCUUAUAAUUAAUUAUGCUCCUGCAAUAUUGCAUUUACACUUUAAUCAGAUCAGAGGUAUAUUGAUAAUUAAAAAAGAAUAUCUUCUAAAUUUUUGAAUAGGAUGUGAUUUUGUUAUUCAAGUAGUUCAUGCUGAUACGAAAACUGUAAAAGAUAUACAAACGGCAAAUGAUGACUCAACUCGCUGCAAAGUGCUAAUGAUAAAUUGACGCUUGUCACGGUGUUGGUCUAUCGAUUUUAAGGUUGAGUCUGAAGCAAACCUGGAGUAAGAGCGAGGAAAUGCCGGGUGAACAUGUGACCGCACCUGCGGCCGCUAUACUUCGCUUACGACGAAGCGACGUCCAUCCGCGAUAAACGGUGGCGACGCACGAUUUACGACGAGAAGUAUCGCGCUUGGUUUGUUAAUUUCACGCUUCUUGUCCUCCUCUGGACUAACUAGGUUAAUUUCCUCGGCAUUCUCUUCUUGUCACUCAUUAUUCGUGCACGCGCGCUGCGUGCAUUUAAUUCGAGUUAUGCUUGGGGUUUGCACUCGGGAGCGAGUUCUUCUUCUCUCGCGAUUAUCGCACAGGAGACGUUCAGAAUUGUGUUUUCGCGUACGACCCGUCUUUCUCGUUUCUUUCUCCCGCGGGCAUGUACAGUCAGGUUUUACAGACCACGUCUGUAUAGCGAGAAAUCCGGUUUAAAGGGCGCUUUAGAAAGAACAGUAUCCGAAAAUAAAAGGGAUUUCCCAUGCUCAUGCGGGGUGAACGACCCGAGUGUCCUGCGACCGCUUUAGUUCCGUACCAUUAUCGGUGCCUCAUAGAUCCAGUCAUAAACAGCCGAGUUUUAUAUGACUGACAGACUUUACAAACGAUCAGUAAAUAUAAUUUUGUGACGCCAGGAAUCUUAAGAAAUAUAGACUUCUUUAAUCGACCAAACUGACAGUUUAUUAACCGUCGUCCAUCAUUUUUUUAACAACGCCAUCGUCCUACUGUAAACUUGAAUGUUAUACAUGUAUCGUUGACACAUAACUGCUUUAAAAAAUUUGGCAAAAUUCUUUGGACUUUUUGAAUGUUUCUGAACAUGUUUUGACAGUCGCCAAACCGGAAUGAUCAAUAGGUUUUUUAUGAAAAAUUGAAAUUUGUCGGUGAAAUUUACUAUAAGUAGUUUCAGCGUGUCACUCAAGUGUACAGUUGGAUGAUUAAUAGGAGGGUUAAUAAUCAUAAACACGACGUUUCGAUCAAUAUUUUGAUCCUUAUCAAGUGUUACAAGUCAAUUGACUUGUUUGUAGUUCUCUACCACGAACUGAUGUGUUUCUUACAAGUCCAUUUUGUGUCAAAAUUUUUGGUUUUAAAUUUCUUAAGCAAAAAAGAUUUGUUAACCGAUAAUUGACUUUGUAACACUUGAUAAGGAUCAAAAUAUUGAUCGAAACGUCGUGUUUAUGAUUACUAAUAAACUGCCAAUUUGGUCGAUUAAAGAAGCCUAUACUUUUUACAAACGAUCUCUUACACGAUUGAUCCGAAACGAAGGAAUGCGAUAGCAUUUGCGUGUAAAUGACUUUUACAUAAAAACCAAUCCAGUUAUCGAUUGUGUUUGCGCAUCAAUUUACGGAUCAAUAGUGAUUGAAAGUGAAAAUGCAUAAUUUUAUAAUUAAUUUUAUUUGUGCAAUAUACGUAUUAUUCUCUCUCUUUUAUUAUUAUUAUUUAUUUUAAAAGCAACCGCGUAUACAAACAAACGUAUUUUAUUAUAUGAUUAUUUUUCUAGGAAAACGUAAGCGAGUUUUCAAUACGUGCUCUUUAUUCAGAUGUGCAGCGACAAAAGAGAACUCAAUUCCAUCGGACAUUGUUAACCGAUGCUUUUUUGUACAGUUACAUCUAGACGCAAAUAUAUCAUUGAUCGCAAUAUAAAAUUAUUAACAGACAUCAUCGAUAUAGUAUCUUUUAGUAAAUGGCUAAUGGCGCUUUAAUUACACCCACACCCUAUCAUUUAUCAUCUAUUUCUCUCCGAGUUAUUUCAAGCGCCGCUCCAUGAUCGAUUGUUUAGUCACCAAGCAAUCUAGUUACCGAAAUAGGCUGCUCCGAGUAGCUUUUUCGGAACGCAAUAGCGUGCAGCUUGCGAACAAUGCAAUCACGAUGACUCCGGCGAGGCGAGAUCGCUAAAUUUAGUCGAGCAAAACGUGCGCGGUAGGCAGAAGUCGUAAGAACCGAGCGUGGAUGAGUGACGAGGCGACAAUGACGGAAAAACGCGACGAGAAAGAGAAAGGAUAGGAAGAACAAAAAAAGGGUGGCGGAUGGUGAAAAGGGCGCCGAUGCGCACCGGCAAUGGCGACAGCGAGCGAUUCAGCUCGAGAGUGAGGAGCGAUCGGCGAAUCAGCGAUUGAAAAUCGUGAUACCCGAACGGCAUGUCUUUGUGAUAUGGAACUUAGACGUACUGGAAUUUAUACUAACGAAAAUGUAGAUAAAUAUAUAUGUAUAUUAUUAAACACGUGUUGUAAAGUAUGUGUUUUACGCGCGCACGUUCUAUCGACGUGUACCAAUGAAUGAGUUUGUAAAGUGCGAUAUAGCUUAAUCUCGUCGUAGGUAAGGAAUGUUCGCGGAAGUACCGAUACCUUUUGCUCUUUCGUUUUGUAGUACGAAUAUCGACGGCUGCUCCAAGAACUAACAUGGCAUUAAAUGUCCUUAUAAAUUAUAUAGGGAUAAUUGGACCGUUUCUUGUUUCAUAAUCGAUAUUUGUCCUCUUUUCGACGGUAGAAUGAGUAGAACUGUUGGGUAUCGAUACAACUUUUGAGUAUAAUAUAACCCGGUUCAAUGAUACGAUGAGGAAUCCGGGACGACCUUCGUAACACGUUGCGACACGAACGUGGGUUUCGAAUUUGGAUCUGUUUUGUCCUUUCAUGUUGAAAUUGUUUCUGAGCGUGAAAAGGUUUAUUUUAUACUCCUAAUUAGCACGACGCAACAACGAUAGCGUAGCGCUUUUCAAUUCCUUAGCAAUAUUAUCUUGUAAGUCCUCGAUUCGUCCGUAAUAAAACGAUUACGUCCGACACUGAAAAGAUCGCGAAGUGCGCGAUAGGCGAAGCUAAUCUCAUCGAAAGGUAACGAUUACGUGGUAGCCGCGCUUGCGAAUGUUAAUCGCUACCGAAUGCCGAAAAACCGCGAUCCAUCGUUGCUCCACAGAGUCUCCGAAAUUGAUCGGAAAAAAGGAAAAGGAAAAACGCAUUGACCGGUCUCGGCGAUCACACGUACAAUCACGGUGCGCAGUACUUAGAUGGCGAUUUUCCGCGCUGAGACCGGUCGUCGUUAUCACUGCCGACAGCUUGUUGGGCAGGCGCCACGCUCCGCUUUUUACAAGCUGACUCAUUUACGCGAACCUAGUCUCCAUUUCCCCAUCCCGUAAUUAUCGCGAAUCGACAUAUCGAGUGCCGACGGCAACCCGCUAAUUUUGCAUACAAAAACGUUACCUAUACUAAAACCGCGCAUUAAGCAGGUAAAUAGAUAAAUGUGGAGCCACUCGACCAUUUUAUCAGCGUAUUUGCUACAUCACGAUUUUAACAGCGAUUAAGUGUAUUUUAAAUAUUUUCACCUGCAGUUACGACAUACGUAUUAAGUGAUGUAAAUUACUCUAUCGUGAACCUGUGUUUCUUGGCUAGAACAUUGUUGUCUCUACAGCCUAGAUCUGCUUCCUGAAAUGUGAUCGGGAAUAUCCGACCAUUGCAGCACGGCGCUCGACGUGUUGAAUCAUCAUCAUCAUUUACGGUUCAGUUGUCGCAUCGAUUUAAUUUAUUUUUUCACUGAUUCAAUGUGAUUCACGAUUAAACACGCGGUUGUCGAUGCAAUUUCGCGGCACAAAGCCACUCGCGUGUCGCCGACUGAUCUCGCGGAAGAUUACGUAAAGCCCGUUCGAAACCAUUUCUUUGGGAGAUGCACGAGUAAGAAGCGAGAGAGAGAGAGAGAGAGAGUGUGUGUGUAUGUGUGUGUGUGUGUGAGAGAGAGAGAUACUCCUUCCCUCUUUUUCUCGUCUUUCCGCUCUCCAGGUUUAACAGUGCUUUUUCUCGCCAUUUAUGCAACGCGUCUUGACGUUAACGAGAUAUAAGCGAUGGUUCUAGACUUCUAAUUUUCAAGGCCGCUGUAAACUUGGGUGGUUUUAAAGAGUUGAGUAGACUGCGAUUCAGCACGAAUAAGAGUUCUGAUUGUCUGAAAGCGCUGUACUUUCGAAUCUCUCUAGUUCCGUAAGAAAGUACAUGAACCAUGAAAAAAAGUACAUAAUCUCAUCAUACCUACAAAAAAUAAUGAUUGCUUUAGAUCUUCAAACAGUGUUUUGAGUAGUUUUAAUUUAUAACUGAAUAUACAAGACGUUUAUACCAGUAUAGGUGCAUUUCUGUUACAAUCCGAAAUCUAAUUUAUUUAUUUCCAAUAAUGCAUAAUUCUUAUUCUCUGAUACAUUACCUGAUAUUAUGUUCUCUGGCAUGAUGGCUUAAUAGCUUUGUUAAAAUUAGUAAUUUCAUAUGAAUAUUUAACGAAAGUUAAAUCAUGUAUACCAACGUGGAACGGAUGUACUGGCUUCGAUAUGCGGAACUUUCCGAGUUCAAGACUCACGCGAUUGAGGAAAUUCGUCGAUGAUCUCGGCGAUCUUGCGCGAACGACAUCGACUUAGACGGAAAUGGAUCGCGUUGCGGCAAACUCGUAACCACAGGCACAAGCAGAGCGUGAAAUAUAUUUAUCAGGAAAUCGGGUACGAACGCUUCGAAGAGGACGCGAAGCGAGCGAGCGAACAUUGAGUGUCGUAUUGUGAUUUAUAUCGUACCUCUUGGAGGGAUCAAAGGAAAAAUCGAUUCCAAAUUUCUCGGAGAACCUAGCUUGAGACAUCUUCUAUUUUGCAAGAGCCAGAUCACGCCGGAGUGAUGUAAGUGUUAAAGAAUCGGCACGGAAAGAGCACGUUCGAUAAUAAUGCGAGAACGAGAGACGGAAGUAGAGAGGAAGAGUGUACGUGUAUGUGAGGGAGAAAAAGAGCGACUGCGAAGCUAAACGACGAGAGAGAGACUGUACCACGUUUCUAACGUAACAAUAUGUAUGUACUAUAAUUGCAUAAACGUUUGUAUGAUAGUUAAGAGAACUUUCGUAAAACUGACUGUUAGGAACGCGCGUUUAGUAUACAUAAUACCCGUGUACGUGGCACGUACGUGGCGAACUGAGGUGCCUCGGAGUUCGUUGAGCGCGACCCCUCUCGCUUCGUGACCCGUCCCCAUGCAUCCCCCUGAUCGCAUCACCGUGAUCACGAUCGCACUUCGCCCCGGUAUGCACUUCCACCCGGAAGAAGCGAGAGGACCCGAUUGCGUGUGGCGUCGCGUGAAAAUCUUGUAUUCGUCAACUCCUCUGCGAACUCCCGCUCUCGUAUUUCCAAAGUCGAGUCUCGGCUAGCAUGCUUCGCGGACUUUCUUGCCCGGCGCGCGAAACUACGUUCAAGCUGCAGAUGCGCGUUCCAUCGACUACAGGGAAAAUGUAGUUUACGUGUCUCGAGAUCACAGGAUCGUCCGCGUUCCACAGAACAGAACGGAACACUCGCGUUCCUGCACCUGCAUUUGGAAAUCUGAUUUUUGAAAGCAAACUUAUAGCUUUUUCUUUUGUACCUGGAGAUGACUAGGGAUACGUACUUGGUGCUAUAGCAACGGACGAGCGAGCGUCAUUCUAUCUUUAUUGCUCACUGAAUAUUAGACAAAGAUAGAAUAUUGCUCGCGUCGUUCGCACGAGCGCCAACUGGAACGUACCUUAGGAGAGAAUACUCAUUUUUACUAUCCGCUGUUUUGGAAUUAUAAGGUAUUUCUAGUUUUACGUGGGUCAAUUUUUCAAUCUUCUGAUUCAAUUUACCCGGUCCGUUAGAAUGUUAAAGAGCGAUCUGUAAUAAUGAAGCGCAAGUUGCGUAUAUUCAUCACGACGUUUAAUAUAUUGUUACAUAUACAAUUUAUAUCCACUUAGGCGCGCGGCAAGUUGCUCAGUUGCGUUCACCGUCCCACCUGAUAGACUCGUCGCGCGGACUCAUUUGCGACUUCUAAGAACCGUCGGAUUAUUCUAUAAUGCGACCGGUUAUUCCGUAAUGACCAAUAACGACCCGAUGGAUGCCAUCUGCAGUUGCGUUGUACCGGGGAAAUUGCUUGGAAAAUUGCUCUCGCGAAGCGGGCGGUCGCGCGGAGCUGAUCCGCGAUCGAUCGGCGAUUAGCGACGAUCGAGAGUUGUUAGUCGGUUGAUCGCACGUCCGAUGCUACUUUCGGGCUGUGGAUUUUCACGCGGGCACACAUUGCUCGCUAAGCAAGAUCGACGAGCAUGCAUUCGGUGCAUUUCUUGUACGCGACGCCGAUCGCGGUCGAUCUAUCGGUCGAACGCGGGUCGGCGCGCACGCGGUGACUAGUCGUAAAAAGAAACUAGAACGAGCAAGCAUUCGUCAAGGCCCAAAUGUGUCGAUGUCCGCGAUCAUUUGUACACCCGCGGCACGUGCGCAGCGUGCAACGAACGACGUAGAUAGAGGUACACAUUAAGCAAUUAGAGCAGGCCACUGCAUUAAGUCGUCUAGAUAAGCGAGAAUUUUUAGAAUCGGUUUCCCCACACAGAUGCAGGUCGGUUGACUUUAACCUCGGUUCGAUCGAUUCUCCGUGCCCGGAAUAUCGUGACACCAGUUAUCGUAAAAUAAGGCCGUCUUUUUAUAGAAAUUUUGGAGUCUACAAAUUUCGGGAAUUUUUUGUAUAUCGUGCAUAUCUAGAUAACUGGGAAUUUAAAUCAAUUUUCUGUCGAGAAAAGAUGAAAAGUACAUUUUUCCAUGAGGGAAAAUAUUGGCGACGAUACCAUUAUGUAUACGUGGAUGAAUCGCGGUUGGUGUUAACCGACGAAAUCGGCCCUUAGAUAACGUAAUGAUCACGUAGUGUAUAAGAAAAAAGUGAAUACAAGUGGAGGGAGAAAGUCGGCUAGCAUGUAGAUGAAACGCUGGUUUUUAGCGACCAGGACAACGUGUUUUUCUCGCUAUAUUUAUUUCCUUACCGCGACCCUCUUCGUCGAAGGGAACGACCAAUCGAUCGCGUAUCAUGAUACUUCGUUUAUACGAUCGAUUUUCGUCUUCAUCACGGUACGAUAAUUGUGAAUCGUGGUAGUAUUAAAUCACCGACAAUAUUUUUGCAGCUACUGCUAAUUUCCAUUCAAAUUGCGGUCGCUUCAGACACACGAAAUCGAAUUUAAAUUGUACCUUAUAGAUUCCUUAUUCGGUUUUACUCGUGACUCAAGCUUGUCAAUUAUCGUAUCGCGACGCACAAGAAAAAUCGCGCGCAUGCAAUCAUCCCGAGGCCCGAUUGCACCGACAACUUGGUUGAUCAAGACUGCCUGAUUACUUGAAAAUCUUUUUAUUCGCGAGAGCGACUCUGUCCCGACAGCCAAAUCUUGUAGCGGCUAGGAAUAAAGUUGAAAAGUUGGGCGGCAGAGCUUCUUAUCAUCCCGAUGCUCGUUCUCGAUAGUAAAACUUUGAGGCGGAUGCUCAGUCUAACUAUAGUUGGUGGUUGGCUGUUCUUCUGCUGAACGUAAACGUAGUUGCGCGGGGCAAUGCAAUUAUAGAGUGAGAAAACCGAGUUAACCAGGCUAGAAAUUAACCAAUCGUCGAUGCGGUCGGUUCUACAGUGUCUUUUAUUUCGCAUCCAACGAAGCAUUCUGCGUUGUUCCUCGGUCAUUGUGUACCUUAUUGGUGACUGGCAAGCCUCAAGUUUUUACCGUAACCAAACUGGGUUUUGCGUUGAACCCCCCGUUUUCCUAGCCCUCGGAGUGUAACAUAGAUUACGUAUGUACGUGCCUGCGAGAAUAAACUUGGCGAAACACACACGCAUUUAUACAAAAAAACACACACACUUUUACGUUCAUUUACAAUCCGUAACUUUUUAAAUGUUCAUAUCAUUUUUUACCAUCGCGAAGUGUACCUUGUACAACAAGUUCAUGGCAUAAUUUCUGUAUAAUGUCACUGUCGCUUUGUUCCUAGCAUAAGUCUGUACAUAAUCGUGGCGCAUAAUCCAGGUAACGUAAAGCUUUAUAUUCCAGAAAGCUAAGCGUAGUGCGUGUUAAUUAUCGUCAUUACGGUCGCGACGAUCAUUGUGAUAGCUACGUGGUUGCGAGCCGUCAUCACGCAGCAACGACAGCAGAUUGUGAUCCGAAAUUUAUAUACUCCGUAGGAGAUUUAGAAUCUGUAAGAUGUAACACGUGGAGUUACAGAUCGAUAACAUUUUAAGGUAGCGCAUUAUCUUUUCAAUGUGCCGAUUGGAAACCGCGAUUCGAAGUGAGCCGCAUUUAAACAUCUCGUUUUUUACAUAUCGUAUGAAGUGCUAGAUCAUUAAAUUUUAACGUAUACUAAUUUUGUAGUAAGUUAGUGGCGAUUAUUUUCGAACGUAUCCGUUAUUUUAAAUGCAAAAUCAAAAGAUCUCCGAGAUUAUUUUCCACGCUUAGUAACUGAAUUGAUCGCAAAAGGAUCGUUUUUUCAAGCCUGGGAUUAAUUUCCUUCCGAGUGCAUCGCGAAAAUUGGAUGUGGAGUGCACUUUCCGCGUGGAGAGACAUUACAUACCCUUUGUCUGCGGGACGCUCCAAGAACUGCGCUUUUGUUUGCGUAUUCGCGUGUCUCGAUUGAACGGUAUGCGAUGCGUUACCUAUACCUUGUCGUAUGAAACAUGUAUAAAAACGUGCGAGCCACCGCAUCGAUCUCCGAUAAAAUGUGCGAUGUGCGAAGGAGGUAAUACGCGCUCGACUCCUAUCAGGAUUGUAAUCGCCGAACGAUUUCAGGACGAUCGUAAUUACACAAGCUACGCCUGCCUUGUUUUCGUUCAAUAGCCAACUGUUUGCAUUUUCCAUCCGGGCGUUGUUUUAGCGAGACGUGACCUGGCACUUUUUUUAUGUCACAAAAAUGCGCUGAGUUGUGUCCGUUAUUGAUCGAUAUUGUCCUAACGUGAAUGCAACCCUGACUAUUAUGUAGUCAUAAUUUCUGCAAAUUUAUAUAAGCUCUUUUACGAGAAAAGUGGAAUUAUAUAAUGAAAGAAUGCUGCCACAACCCUUCCUGUUACCUGCGUAGAUUUGAAGGGGUGCAUACAUGUACACGCAGACUGUCUCACGCGUACACGUGGUGCUGGUUAAUUAUUUGCACACACACACACACACACACACACACACACACACACACACACACGCGCGCGCGCGCGCGUUUCUCCGUGCACGCUUGUGCCCCUGAUACUAUCUCGUACAAGGGCUGUCGUUUAAUUUACGAUAAUAUCUGGUUAUUAUUUUACUUAGUCGACUAUAUAAGAUUUUUCCUAUAUUUUAAGUUAUUAAUGUAUGUAUACAAGUAUUUUGUUCAUGUUCACGCCGCUGCGACACAUUCGGCAGUUUUAGAAAAGCGCGAUUAAUUCAGUUAUCAGCUUUAUCCAUUAUCAAGGAAGAACGCAUUUUGUGCCUCUAUUGAGGUAUUAUUUAAAGUAUUUUAAGCAUUUUAUAUUAUAUUUAUUUAUUUUUAUUAUGCGUUUUAUUUUAACACAUUACUGCCAGUUGCAUUUAUGUAUUAUGUCUUUUUACCUCAUACUGUAUUGUUCGAAUAUUUUUAUUGACAACAUGCAUAUGAUAACAGUAUUUUCGUAGAGUGUUUUAUUCGAAAAUGAAAAAAUUAUUCUAAUUUGAGAGCGUUAUCUUGCAAAUUAUAAAUUUAAAAUCUUGCCUUGCAUACUCUUGAAUUUUCUGCAACAAAAUGACCAUACUCGCUCAACUCGUCUUUGAAUUUCCACAUCUUUCUCACGAAUGAUUCGCAGCGGCUUGUCGUCUCGUCGGCUUUAUAUCGCCAGAAAUGCGCACCGUAUUACUGACACGCAUACACGUACACACGAAUACAAAUACGUAUAUCUAUCUCUGCUCCGGUUUUACGUAAGUUUGUACGCUAAGUUCUUAGGAUAUUAAUGUGGCUUUUCCUUUUAUUUAAGCAACAAUGCAAAGUUUGAUCUCUUUACUCGUACAUACAUCACUCUAUCAAUAUAAAUAAAUAAAUAUAUAUAUAUAUGAAUAUAUAUAAUGUAUGUUAUAUGUACAAUGUACAAUAUAUAUAUAUAUACAUAUAUAUAUAAAUAUAUAUGAAUAAUUUGUAUGAGUAUGGUUACGCAAGAAAAAAUCAUGCUCGUUACGUCCUUUCCUCCCUUCUAAGCUCUCACUUUACGCUUCGCGCGAUUAGCGGAAUGUACUUUCGACGAACGAAGGGACGAAGCACGAUCGUUGUGCGUUCCUUUUCACGUGGAACACACCACAUUAUACAUAUAUAUAUAUAUAUAGAUAUAUAUAAGAAAAGAAAUAUACAGAUAGAGGAUGAUUCGCACGAGCGUUUUCGUCCCAUGUGUAAAGAUACACUAUCGUUUCACCAUUAUCCCUCCCCCUGUCCGCAAACCGUACAAUUAUAAACGCGUUCUCGCCGCGAGUCACGAAAGCGCGAAUAUGAUUUUUUAAACAAUUGCUCCGACUUGAUUAAGAAAUGAAAUAAACGCUGCUUAUGACAGUUAAA
Messenger RNA from Ooceraea biroi (clonal raider ant), 19110 nucleotides. Its product is annotated as dual specificity tyrosine-phosphorylation-regulated kinase 2. NCBI's taxonomy places the organism in Eukaryota, Metazoa, Arthropoda, Insecta, Hymenoptera, Formicidae. Gene Ontology annotation, cellular component: cytoskeleton; cytoplasm; nucleus. The record is from RefSeq and is a predicted model, not a curated record. Gene Ontology annotation, molecular function: protein serine/threonine/tyrosine kinase activity; protein serine/threonine kinase activity; ATP binding. Gene Ontology annotation, biological process: peptidyl-threonine phosphorylation; peptidyl-serine phosphorylation.